AGCCAAUCGCUCAGGCCUCGAUGUUAUCGCAAGAAAUCUUUUACGAUUUUUCUGAUCAAGAGAAGGGAUCAGCGGAAGGCACAUGAAAAAAGAGUCGGCCGAGCAAGUGACAUCGUAAAUGAAGUCUGCACUGUGACUGUGGCUUUUACCGGCUUUCUUUCGUUCGAUAUCUCCUCAUCUCUCUGCACCACCGCUAGGGAUUGGAAAUACUUUGUAUCUGCGAAAAUGGGACACCUAGACCCUCGUGUUGAAAGCGUUGGCACCAUCGGUUCAGGCGCUGCAGGGCUGAUCACUGCGCACAUUUUAAUACAGGAUGGAUUCUCUGAUGUCCAGAUCAUUACUAGGGACCGCACUCCAUGCGGUGUUUGGAGUGAUGAAAGAGUCUAUCCAGGGUUGACACUCAACAAGUUCUCCAGCAUGCCAAUGCCGCCUCCCUCUUCCAAAAACGGUGACCAACUAGGCGGCGAAGACAUGCGACAAUAUAUCGAACGGAGGAGCACAGUCCGUAACGUAAAGGCCGCGGACUGCGAGAUCCUCAGAUUUUCUCGGAUUGUUUUAUGUACAGGAGGCUGCAGUGCACUGAAAACGCCUGCCUACUUGUCGCAGGAAGCUGCGAACAAACAUUUGGAUGAAAUACUUGCUGCUGUACCUUCGGGCGGAUCCGGUGAUUCUAGUCCAACAAUUGUUGUCGUCGGAGGUGGAAAAUCAGUGCAAGACGUUUCCUCUUCCCUGGCGAUUCUUUCUCCCCAUAUCGAACUACGGACGAAAUUGGAGCGUUUUCUCCACGGGACGUGGGUUGGUAGCAAGAUCGUCCAUGCCGCCUGGAAUUUCUUGCAGCAGGAUUCUUAUACUGCCUUCGAGGUGCCUGCUAAUUCUUCGUUGCGACGAGCGCAUUCCCCAUUCUGGAGUGUGCGAUUGAAUAGCGAAGGGAUUAGUCUUGUUGCACCGGCUCGCGUUACAGGAUUUGGUCUUGAUGCCUCACUUGCUAAUCCACCCUCUGCGCAUCCAGAAAAUGAGCAAUGGGCCUCUUCUAUCUACCGGGGCAUUGUCCCAGCCAAGAAUAUAUUGCGCGGGGGCUUCGCAAUAAACGGGGCUUCUUUCACUACGAACAACGGGUAUGCCUUUUUGGCGUGGGUUCUUUGGUUGUGUUCUCGUCAACCCAACUUCCCACCAGUUGAACCUUUAGGUGGCCGCAAUAUGGGUCUCAAGGGUAUGCGAAGCGGCGGAAACUGGCUGACAUGGGCAUUCAAGGUGAUUGAUGUGGAUGAGAUCAAGACACUUAAGGAAGAACGGGAUGCACAGAGGAACAAAGUAAAAGGUUGA
Messenger RNA from Guyanagaster necrorhizus, 1323 nucleotides. RefSeq lists its product as uncharacterized. The transcript has 14 exons. NCBI's taxonomy places the organism in Eukaryota, Fungi, Basidiomycota, Agaricomycetes, Agaricales, Physalacriaceae. Bases 226 to 1323 code for a protein of 365 amino acids. The record is from RefSeq and is a predicted model, not a curated record.